This is a messenger RNA of Sinocyclocheilus grahami, 1880 nucleotides long. RefSeq names its product STIM activating enhance (gene stimate). Bases 791 to 1573 code for a protein of 260 amino acids. Gene Ontology annotation, cellular component: membrane; cortical endoplasmic reticulum. Gene Ontology annotation, biological process: activation of store-operated calcium channel activity. Gene Ontology annotation, molecular function: calcium channel regulator activity. The record is from RefSeq and is a predicted model, not a curated record. The transcript is spliced from 8 exons. NCBI's taxonomy places the organism in Eukaryota, Metazoa, Chordata, Actinopteri, Cypriniformes, Cyprinidae.
AGAUCGUCGCGUAGUGAGUGUAAACGGCACCUGACUACAUGGGAAAAGGAAGUGUCCUGCCUUUACGGAUAAUAUGUGUCUUUACCAGAUACGUAUGUGACUAGUUUGGACGCAGACCUUCCUGAAUCUGCGCAGAUUUAGAAUCAACUCUUCUCCUGAAAGCAGCGGUGGCCGUUUUUUUUCCUCAGCUGGUUUGCAAACAGGAAGCGCCAGACCGGACUCUCGCUAAAAAACAGCAGAACUAACGUUACGUUACCUGCCUAUUAUUUGCCUUUCUAAACUAGUUAUAAAGGGAAGUGAAGUUUUAAACGCCAUACUUUUUGACCUCAUUUAACUGUAAAAGUUUAACUGCUUUAAUUUAACCACCACAGUUUUUGAAUUCUAGCGGCUAACCGCACGCGCUCUAUAAUAAUAUAACCGAUAAAUGUCUCCAUGACAGCGUGUGUGUUGUACAUAGACUGUAUGGUGUUGUAGUAUCGACAGCGUCAGCCGCCAACUGCCGUUACACAUCUCAGUCUGGACCAUGUUUCCUCGAUGCUGAAGGAGAUGUUUAUACAGCACAACCUGCUGACAGAUAUUAGGUAACUCACAACUGGAUGGCUGCAUCGAGGUCCAGUCUGAAACACGACAAGUCUGCGCUUCAGUAACCGUGACUGGAGGCUCAUAGGAGAGCCUUCAUUAUGUACCAUAGCUGUGUCGCCGUCCUGUCGAUCAUUCCCACUGCUCGAGACUGAUAUUUUGUGGCUUUUCUAAAUACUCGAGAUAUUGAAAUACCUUUAAGUGUUGCGCAAUGGCGGGUGUUGGGGUCAGUGUGCUGUCGCGAGGUCAGCUGCCGUCUGCAUCCUCCAACUCCUCUCCCACUGAUCCUGAUGCCCAGGGCUGCUCCAACGGGGACUUCAUGGACUCGUUUGGCAUCUUCCUGCAGGGCCUGCUGGGAGUGGUGGCCUUCAGUACCCUUAUGUUGAAACGCUUCAGGGAGCCCAAGCACGAACGGAGACCCUGGAGAAUCUGGUUUCUGGACACCUCCAAACAGGCCAUAGGGAUGCUGUUCAUUCACUUUGCCAAUGUCUACCUGUCUGACCUCACAGAGGAGGACCCAUGUUCACUAUACCUGAUCAACUUCCUUUUGGAUGCGACUCUGGGCAUGCUGGUGAUCUAUGGCGGCGUGAAGGCUGUUAACGCUGUGGUUGAAUGGAGACAGUGGGAUUCGUUGCGUUUUGGAGAGUAUGGUGAGCCGGUUCAGUGCAGUGCCUGGGCGGGUCAGUGUGCUCUCUACAUACUCAUCAUGAUGUUUGAGAAGGUCAUGAUCAUGUUGGUCCUCCUCCCACAGUGGAAGAAGUUGGCUACGCUCAACCCCAUAACAAACCCUCAUCUGGAGUUAGCUAUCGUCAUGCUAAUUGUCCCAUUUUUCGUGAACGCUCUGAUGUUCUGGGUGAUAGAUAACUUCAUAAUGAAGAAGGGCAGAACAAAAGCCAAAUUGGAGGAGAGGGAAGCAGAAGACGACCGUCGUGGCAGCAGCAAAGUGCGCUAUAGACGGGCACUGUCGCAUGAUGACUCUGAAUCAGAAGGAUGAAUUGAAAGCAGGCUUUCUGGUCAGGCCUGCUGGAUUCAACAAGGUUACUGAUUUUGUCUAGGUGGAAAUAUAACUGCCUUUCCCUCUCCGGGUUUGAUUCUGACUAUUUUUACAGAUUGAUCUUGGUUACAGUUGGUGGAGAAAAAUUGAAUGUGGAGAGGGAUGUUAAGUACUAAACAAUAUUAGAUGAUUAAGAUUUACUGACAAAUUAUGAACUUGUGUAUGCUUUUUCAAUAAACAGUGUAAAAAUAGCUAUUUGUAUGUUUUAUUUUAUGAUCUGUAACUUAUCUUCCACAGCUUAUAUAUA